AACUCAGCUUCAUCGAAGAUUCACUCACUCCCACUGAGAAAGAAAAAAAAAAUAUAUAUAUAUAUAUAUACACAACAACACACGAUGCUGGUGCAAUAUACAUACCAAAGUAUUAAUCUUAGAUAUUGUGGGUCUCCCAUCCCUCUUCUCUGUACUCUUCAUUUUGUUAUUUCAUAUUUAAAAAAAUGGACACUCUCUUUACAUUGGUCAGUCUCCAACAACAACAAUCCGAUAGUAUCAUUACAAAUAAAUCUUCCACCACUACCGGCUCUCCACAAACGGCUUAUCACUACAAGUUCCCACAAAGCGACGUCGUCGAAGAAUGCUUCAACUCUUUCAUGGAUGAAGAAGACCUCUCCUCUUCUUCCUCUCAUCACAACCAUCACCUCAACAACAAUCCUAGUAGCUACUACUCUCCCUUCACUACUCCCACCCAAUACCAUCACGCCACAUCACCAACUCCUUCCUACACGGCCGCCGUAGCAGCUUCCGCCUCCUUAGCCUCACCGUACUCCUCCGGCAACCAUCUUGAUCCUUCUGAUUUCUCCAUCCCUCAAACAACUCCUUCCUUCGACUUCUCAGCCAAUGCCAAGUGGGCAGACUCGAUCCUCCUCGAAGCCGCACGUGCCUUUUCCGACAAAGACACCGCACGUGCGCAACAAAUCCUCUGGACACUCAACGAGCUCUCUUCGCCAUACGGAGACACCGAGCAGAAACUCGCUUCUUACUUCCUCAAAGCUCUCUUCAACCGCAUGACCAGUUCAGGCGAACUAUGCUACCGCACCAUGGUAACCGCCGCGGCCACCGAGAAGACAUGCUCCUUCGAAUCAAUGCGCAAGACCGUGCUCAAGUUCCAAGAAGUUAGCCCGUGGGCCACGUUUGGACACGUGGCGGCAAACGGAGCGAUCUUGGAAGCAGUAGACGGAGAGGCAAAGAUCCACAUCGUUGACAUAAGCUCAACGUUUUGCACUCAAUGGCCGACACUUCUAGAAGCCUUAGCCACAAGAUCAGACGACACCCCACACCUAAGACUAACCACAAUAGUGGUCGGUAACAAAUACGUCAACGAUCAAACGGCGUCGCAUCGGAUGAUGAAAGAGAUAGGAAACCGAAUGGAGAAAUUCGCUAGGCUCAUGGGAGUUCCUUUUACAUUCAAAACUAUUCAUCACAUUGGAGAUUUAUCAAAGUUUGAUCUCAACGGGCUCGAGAUUAAACCGGACGAGGUCUUGGCCGUCAACUGUGUAGGUGCCAUGCGUGGGAUUGCGCCUGGAGGAAACCCUAGAGACGCUGUAAUAUCUAACUUCCGACGGUUAAGGCCGAGGAUUGUGACCGUAGUUGAAGAAGAAGCUGAUCUUGUCGGAGAACAAGAAGUCUUUGAUGAUGAGUUCUUGAGAUUGUUUGGAGAAAGUUUGCGUUGGUUUAGGGUUUGCUUUGAGUCGUUGGAAGAGAGUUUUCCGAGGACGAGCACUGGGAGGUUGGUGCUAGAGCGUGCGACGGGACGUGCGAUAGUGGACUUGGUGGCUUGUGAGCCGUCGGGUUCCAUGGAGAGGAGAGAGACGGCGAAGAAGUGGUCGAUGAGGAUGAGGAAUGGAGGGUUUGAUGCAGUGGGGUAUAGUGAUGAGGUGGCUGAUGACGUCAGAGCUUUGUUGAGGAGGUAUAAGGAAGGAGUUUGGUCGAUGGUACAGUGUUCUGAUGCUGCCGGAAUAUUUCUUUGUUGGAGAGAUCAGCCGGUGGUUUGGGCUAGUGCGUGGAGGCCAACGUAAAUGAUUGAUUCUUUUUAUAUAUAUUGGCACGUGUGGUGAUGAUUGAUGAUGGGUUUUGAGAUUAAGAGUUACUGUACGGUGAUAAUGCGUUCAUAAUUUUAAUUUUGCUUUUUUGGAAUAGGACUGAUUAAAUUGUGAACAUUGGAGAGGAGGGUGUCGAGAGUUUAUAAAUUCGUGAUUAUUAA
Molecule: messenger RNA, 1948 nt
Organism: Raphanus sativus (radish)
Lineage: Eukaryota; Viridiplantae; Streptophyta; Magnoliopsida; Brassicales; Brassicaceae
Product: protein SHORT-ROOT
Exons: 1
Coding region: 186-1763 (525 amino acids)
Biological process (GO): asymmetric cell division; leaf development; radial pattern formation
Cellular component (GO): nucleus
Molecular function (GO): sequence-specific DNA binding; DNA-binding transcription factor activity
Source: RefSeq, a predicted model, not a curated record